Molecule: messenger RNA, 2156 nt
Organism: Ictalurus furcatus (blue catfish)
Lineage: Eukaryota; Metazoa; Chordata; Actinopteri; Siluriformes; Ictaluridae
Product: transmembrane protein 255B
Exons: 9
Coding region: 1-1047 (348 amino acids)
Source: RefSeq, a predicted model, not a curated record
AUGCAGCAGCCCUCGGUGACAUCGAGCACAGACGCAGAGCCGCCAGAGCAGUACUCAAAGAGGCGUUGCACAGCGAUGUGGUGCACCGUGGCUUUACACGCUCUGUCCAUCGUCAUCCUGCUGAUCGGCCUCAUGGCUGCUACCCGCACCGGAAACGUGGCAGUGGCUGGUUACUACUCGGGAAUCAUACUGAGCUUUGGGACGUUCUUGGGCAUCGUUGGGCUCAAUGUGGUGGAGAAUCGCAGACCCAUGUUGGUGGCCGCCAUAAUUUUCAUCAGCCUGGGUGUAAUCUCCUGCUUCUUCUGCUCCAUUGUGGACGGCAUCAUUGCCGCUGAGUAUAUUGACAGAAGACCGCUAAUGGAAGGAAGGUGCGAGUUCUAUGCCAGCAGCACAGGUUAUGCCUAUGACAACUACUACAAUGAGGUUGUGUGUCAGAACUAUAACCAAGACUGCAAGCUCAAGGUGAAAUCAAACACCUGUUACUGCUGUGAUUUAUACAACUGUGAGAGCCCAGGGUACCACACGCAUUACUAUGACUUCACGGGUGUGAGUAGUUGCUGGGACGUGGUGCACCUGCACAGGCUGCUGUGGUCCGACGUAGUGCUCAAUGUGCUGGGGGUUUUCCUGGGCAUCAUUACUGCCGCCAUACUGGGAGCCUUCAAGGACCUGGUUCCAGCUGUUCAGUCCCAGAUGUCUCCCAGGCCAGCUCCUCCACCACACAUCCUCUAUAAUCCCACACAGCAUGUGGUCACUUAUGCAGGAUUCUGCCCAUCUGGACAAGCCCUGCCUGCUUACCCCAAUUAUCCAGUGCCCAUGCAGCACCUCAACAGUUACCCAGCAGGCAGCCCUUCUCAGCCCAGCCCCGAGUUGCCUGUGUCCCCUUCGGAAGAGAGCCAUCCUCCCACUCAGCCCAGCAAUACCAACCCUUCCCUUCCGUCCCAGGCCACCUGUCCAGACGCCUCAGGCUAUAUGCUCACUCCAAACGCACCCUCGCUCUAUCCACACUCAUUAGGGCCUUUUGAAAAGCCUCCACCCUAUGCCUGCUGAAGGACUUUAAAGGACUACUAGAGUUUGGUUCUCAUAAAAGAUUUAGAAGUGUAGAAUAAGAUGUUGACUUUUAAUGAACAAUAUGAACCUGGGAAAUAAUUUAUUAUAACUUAAGUCUGAUGGGUACAGCCUGAUUUGAAAUACUGAUUGUUUUAUCCAUCCUAACCACCAGGGGCAGUGAGAAUCACCUGGAUAACUUCUUGUACGCGUUCACAAACAUAUCGGGACCUUCAGAUAAAGUCAUGAAGUCAUGUAUGACGCAUCAUAUCAUGCAUAAAGGGGCUGGAGUGGAGUCUCCAUUUUUACUCAUUUGGCUGAUGCUUUUAUCCAAAGACUUCCAAUUGAGAUACUUACAGCUGAACAGUUAAAGGUUAAGGGCCAUGCUCAGGGGCCCAACAAAGGCAGUUUGGCAAUGUUGGCAUUCCAACUCAAGAGAGCUGAUCAUUAGCGCAAUGCCUUAACCACUGAGGCAUACUUACCUCUUCCCUUCCCUUAUUCCCUCCUAUUUCUUUCUGCUGAGUAGGAGGUUUUUCUCUGUGGUAUGAGUACAUUUCCAGUUAGUCUAAAGUUGUCAGUUCCACAUUAGAUGAUUCAGGUGACUUUCAUCACUCCUGGGGGUCAGAAAGAGUGAAAUAGAACACUAGAUAUGUGUAUCUAUGGUUCUGUGAAGAUAACUGUCAGGACUCCUUGUCAUUCAGAACCAGAAAUGAGCCCGUGAGCAGUUUCUAUUGCAUGAUGGCUGUAUGUUAUUGGUAUUUAUUGCAAAUACCUUCAUGCAUCACUUUGAACGGUUCUGUGAAGAAGUAUUUGCCCUAUCCUGAUUUCUUGUUUUUGUGUACAUCUUAUAUUAAAAAUUUGAUCUUCAAAUGAAAAACAACAUAAAACAAAGGCAACCUGAGUGUAAACACAUAAAUAUUUUUUUAAAUUAUUUUUAUUGAAGCAAAAAAAGUUAUCCAAUACCUAACAUCCAUGUGAAAAACUAAUUUCCCCCUUAAACUUAAAAUCUGGUUGUGCCAACUUUUGCAGCAAUAACUGCAAACAUACUCUUCUGAUAACUGGAGAUCAGACUUUCACUUACUUCUAGGCUCUUUUGAGACUUGCUGGAUGAG